AUGACGAGUGAAUUUCAUGAUAUUCGGGGACAUGCUUUUACAAAGAAAUUUUUAGACGAAAACCGGUAUGAGUUUCAAGCAUCGGUCUUUCUUAAAUGGGCGAGUGCAAUAACAAACGAAUCUUUAAAUGAAUUGUCAGAUAUUUUUAAAGGGAAAUUUCUUUCAGUGUUUACACAGCUUAUUACAGGGAAAACAUUUGUUGCAAGCGGAUCACGUUCUGAAGACAUAUCAACUGUUUUCCAACUACUUGAUGAUGGAGAUCGAUUUGCUCAGAUAAAUAUUCUUGAUGUUACUGACGGAAAUCUCAAAGCGUUGUGCUCUGUUGUUUGGCAGUUUAUACAACUGUUUUGGAAACGAUUUGGCCCCGAGGAUGUUCGAGAUCAAAAGUUAUCAGAAGUCAUUAAAGAUUGGUGCUUGGAACGCACGAAGAAGUUUGAAGAAGUUCAAAUUACUGAUUUUACAUCAUCAUGGCGAGAUGGGUUCUCGUUGAAUGCGCUGUUAGCGUCGUAUAAUGCCAAAGCAAUCGCUAUGAAUGAAGUUAGAGAAAUGCGAGGUGAUGAAAGGCUUGAGCAUGCAAUGAGUGUUGCCGAACGUCGUUAUGGAGUUCCACGAUUACUUAUGCCAAAAGAUUUUGUUAGCGAGUAUUUGGAUAUGAAGUGCGUUGUGUGUUAUUUAAUGAUGAUUUAUUUGGCACUCGCUGCGAAAAAAACAAAAAUAUCUGUAUAUUUUGUUCAAUUUUUACAGAACGUUGAUGCACGUUCUCGGAAAUCAUCCAGUUCUAGCCAGAGGUCUGGGCGUAAGGGACGCAAGUGCCUAGAAGAAACCGUUGCUGAUUAUGAGUCUUGUCUGGAACAAGUUUUGACUUGGUUGCUAGAAGCUGAGGAACGUGCUAACAACAUGGAUCCAGUAGAAGAAAAAGAUGUUGAAUUAGUAAAAAUCCAGUUUCGAGAACACGAAAGCUUUAUGCAGUCCUUGACUGACAGUCAAGAUAGCGUUGGACGCGUUUUACAUCGGUAG
Messenger RNA from Enterobius vermicularis (human pinworm), 1017 nucleotides. Lineage: Eukaryota; Metazoa; Nematoda; Chromadorea; Rhabditida; Oxyuridae. The record is from the annotation of a GenBank genome assembly.